This is a messenger RNA of Pseudocercospora fijiensis CIRAD86, 3756 nucleotides long. RefSeq lists its product as uncharacterized. Gene Ontology annotation, biological process: intracellular calcium ion homeostasis; calcium ion transmembrane transport. The record is from RefSeq and is a predicted model, not a curated record. Lineage: Eukaryota; Fungi; Ascomycota; Dothideomycetes; Mycosphaerellales; Mycosphaerellaceae. The coding region runs from base 168 to 3401 and encodes 1077 amino acids. Gene Ontology annotation, molecular function: P-type calcium transporter activity; ATP hydrolysis activity; ATP binding. The transcript has 2 exons. Gene Ontology annotation, cellular component: plasma membrane.
CCUUUCCUCGCCUCUCCGCGCGCGCCACGUGCGUACUGUCCCCUUCGCUCUUGCCUUACCUGACCUUCCCCUCCCUCCGCUGCAUAAGACUCACGGCAGCUCCCUCUCCCUGCCUGUGGCCUUUCCUCCUCCCACGCGAAAGGCCGCUGCUCUGCCUUGGGUAAUUGAUGGAAAAAGCUCCUGCGUCCUCGUCCACCGUCCAUGUCGGCUCUGAACAGCACUCGACGGCACCGCAUGGCCCGGGAGGCCUGCCCGCUGCAGACGACAGCGGGAAUGUCGACGAUCCGCCGCCUAUACCGAGCGCGGGCUCGUCCAGCAGGGAGUCUGUUCUCUUGAACGGCAAAGCCUGCGACGGAGCUCGCGAUACCAAAACAACAAACUCGAUCGUAUCCAUUGAUGAUAUCGAUAUCACCAGCAUCCACCAUCACGCCCAUACCCUGACCCACGCCUCCGUGGCAAGCCUCGUGGCGACCGAUGUGCAAAACGGUCUCACGCACGCUGAAGUAAAUAGGCGUCGUGAGAAGUAUGGCCUGAAUAGACUGGAGGCGUCGGAUGGUGUCAUCUGGUGGAGCAUUCUGAUACGCCAAGUCUCCAACAGUCUGACCAUUGUCCUGGCCAUUGCCAUGGUCUUGAGCUAUGCAACCAUGGAUUGGAUCGAAGGUGGAGUCAUCAAUGCCGUCAUCCUCUUGAACAUCGUAGUCGGCUUCUUCCAAGACUACCGAGCCGAGCAGACUAUUGCUUCGCUCCUAGCUCUUUCUGCUCCAGACUGCAGAGCCAUCCGCGACGGGGGAAGUUUGCACACCAUCAAGGCCGAGGAGCUGGUCCCAGGAGAUCUGGUUCAGCUCGCGGUUGGUGACAAGGUGCCCGCCGAUGUUCGUCUUCUAAACACCAUCAACUUCGCCAGCGAUGAAGGAAUGCUCACGGGCGAAUCGAAGCCCGCCUCGAAAGACGCCGACUUCAUUUCCGCCGUCAAAGAUGACUCGCCUGGUGACCGACAGAACAUGGCCUUUUCUGCCACCACGGUCACUCGUGGACGAGCCAUGGGCAUCGUUGUAGGGACCGGAAUGAAUACGGUCAUCGGUGAGAUUGCUCAAUCUUUGAAAGGCGAGAAAGACGAAAAGGACCUCCUGCGGCCCUGGUAUUCGCGUGCGGGAAGCCGUGCAUUGCACGCGCUGAAAGGUGCUCUUGGACUUCUCGGUACUCCACUUCAAGUCAAGCUUUCAUGGUUUGCCUUAUUCCUAUUUGCCCUGGCCAUCCUUCUCGCUAUCAUUGUCUUCUCUGCCAAUGUCUGGGACAUCGAUGAUGAGACCCUGAUCUAUGGGAUCUGCGUUGCCGUAGCUGUGAUCCCCGAGUCACUCAUUGCAGUGCUGACCAUUACCAUGGCAGUGGGAUCCAAAGCUAUGGCGAAGGGUAACGUUAUUGUCAGGAAGAUGGGCGCCCUCGAGGCUAUUGGAGGUGUCACGAACAUCUGCUCUGACAAGACAGGUACCCUUACCCAGGGCAAAAUGCUUGCGCGUAAGGCCUGGCUCGCAAGCGGCAGGACUAUUCAGGUGGAGGAUGCACAGCAUCCAUUUGAUCCGACCGUAGGCGUCUUACAGCUAGAAGGCGGCAAGCUGCAGUCGGCGCAAGAUUUGGUCGACGAUCUUGAGCUUCGAACCUUCUUCCACGUAGCUGCGCUGUGCAAUGUCUCCACCGUUGCGGAACCCAAAGACGAUGAACCGCACUGGACAGCUACUGGCGAGCCGACCGAAAUAGCUCUGCAUGUCAUGGCCAUGCGCUGCGAAAGUGGUAAGGUGGACACGCUCUCGAGGCAUGGUCUCCGACUCGUGACCGAGCAUUCAUUUGACAGUGAGAUCAAGCGCAUGACAGCGAUUUACGAAGACGCCUCAUCUGGUGCGAAGAUCUGUUACACGAAAGGAGCGACCGAAGUCCUCCUGCCUCUGAUGAAUGUCAACGAGGCGACCGCAAAAGACAUUCUGGCUCAGGCUGAUGCCAUGGCUACGGAAGGUCUCAGAGUGCUGUGUCUCGCUCAUCGGAGACUGCCUCAGGAUCUGAACGACACAUGCGGUGACCGUGACCUCAUGGAGCAGAAUCUGGAGUUCAUAGGACUGGUUGGCAUCUACGAUCCUCCACGACUGGAAUCGGCCGGCGCCAUCAAGCGUUGUCAAGCUGCUGGAAUUACCGUCCAUAUGUUGACUGGAGAUCAUCUGAAGACUGCAACGACCAUUGCUCGCGAAAUUGGUAUUCUUGCACCAGAAGUGGCCGGAAGCUCUUCGCCGAAUGCUGUCAUGACGGCUUCGGAAUUCGACAAGCUGUCAGAAGCGCAGAUGGAUGCUAUGAAUACUUUGCCUCUGGUCAUCGCACGCUGCAGCCCAGCAACUAAGCUCAGCAUGCUUCACGCUCUGAAGCGUAGAGGCAAAUACUGCGUCAUGACAGGAGACGGAGUCAAUGACUCCCCCGCUCUGAAAGGCGCAGAUGUCGGCGUGGCUAUGGGCAUCAACGGCAGCGAUGUGAGCAAAGAGGCUGCGGACAUGGUUCUCACGGACGACAACUUUGCUUCGAUCGUGUCAGCUAUCCGUGAAGGUCGUCGACUUUUCGACAACAUCCGGAAAUUCCUUCUUCAUCUUCUGAUCAGCAAUAUCGCCCAAGUCAUCCUCCUUCUCAUCGGACUGGCCUUCAAGGAUCGGAACGGCGUCUCUACUUUUCCCCUCUCACCACUCGAAAUCCUCUUCGCCAACCUGGUCAGUUCGUCCUUCCUCGCCAUCGGCCUAGGUCUCGAAGAAGCCUCCUCAGACGUCAUGAUCCGUCCACCGCACUCCCUCAAAGCUGGAGUUUUCACCUGGGAGCUGAUUAUCGACAAAUUCAUCUAUGGAACCUGCAUGGGUGGUCUCUGCCUCGCAUCCUUCUGCAUCGUCGCUUACGGCGUAGGAGACGGCGAUCUCGGUGACGAUUGCAACCACAACUACAACUCGACUUGCGACCUCCCCUAUCGCGCCCGAGGCACAGCAUACAGCAUCCUGACCGUCCUGCUCUCCGUCAUGGCAUGGGAAGCCAAACAUCUCGACCUCAGCUUGUUCAACAUGUACCCUUUGGAACCCGGACCGCGAGCCCACCUGAUGAAACUCUUUUACGCCAUCACCAAGAACAAAUUUCUGUUCUACGCCGUCAUGGCGGGACUUCUCACUCCUUUUCCUAUCAUCUACAUCCCGGUCAUCAACCGCGUCGUUUUCAGGCAUUUGCCUUUGACUUGGGAAUGGGGCCUUGUGUUUGGAAGUAUUGUUUGCUUUGUUGCGGCUGUGGAAAGCUGGAAAGGUAUCAAGCGGAGACGUAGGGCUCAGAAGCUUCGGAGGACGAACGCCCGCUCUGGUGACGAGAAGCAGGAACAGCGGGCUUCUGUCUAGGAGUGGAUCUUUCUCUGCUGGAGUGGGAGGUUGAAGCAGGAGCAGGAGCAGGAGCAUCCAACAUGCUUCUUCGGCGUCCUCGUAUGAAUUUGGGAACGUUUUUUUUUUUCGAUUCUGGUGCUUGACGUGCUGUCACGCUCGUUUUGGGUUUUCUUUGGAGGAAGGAAUUUUUAUGGAAAUUUUUUUGGAUUGACGGUUGAGUCAUGCUCCUGGCGAAUGUUGGUUGAGCGAAAUGAUCGCAGAUAGUGGAAUGUGAGGCGCUUUCAACAGCGUGGUGACUGGUGAGGUACUACACUUUUCCCGCUCAUCGUUGUUGCCUUGAGUGUCUAAGGUAGAGCAGAGAUUUGUCGGCCGG